UUUCAUCAUGUUUGAAGACUACCAUAUUGUAUUUAAAGAAAGGCAAUUCAAAAAAUGGGCAUUCAAAGAGGCCAUGGGGUCAUUGGGUGAGCAAGAAAGGAUUAAGCGGCCUCAUGUAGUGGUGUUUCCUUGCCCGGGCCAGGGUCAUAUGAAUCCCUUAAUGGAGUUCGCCAAGAGGCUUGCCUAUCGAAACCUCCAUGUGACCUUCAUCGUCACAGAGAGAGUUAAAAAGCAAAUAAUACAAGCUCGGGAGGGGGCUGAUGCUCAUGUGCAGUUGCCCAAUAUCAAAAUUGAAACAAUUUCAGAUGGGCUUUCUUCUGAUUGUGAGGAGACCAAAGAUGUAGACAUGAUAAUUGAUUUGUUGAGAAAGGUGGGAGGUCUGGCUUUCGAACGAUUGAUAGAGAGGCUCAAUUCUCAAGGUGAUACAGUCUCUUGUAUUGUUUAUGACUCUUUAAUGAGCUGGAUUCCUCAUAUUGCAAACAAGUUUAAGGUUCCUUCAGCGUUUUUCUGGACGCAAUCGUGUGCAGUUUAUUCCAUCUAUUAUCAUUUCUACACAGGAAUGGUGAAAGCAAACAAUGAAGAAGAGAAUGUAAGAGCUGUCAUAGAAAUACCAGGGCUUCCACAACUAUGCCAAUCAGACAUGCCAUCGUUUCUACAGUCUUCAAAUCCAUAUGGAUCAUUGUUGCAGCUGGUGAUGAACCAAUUUAGUACCAUUUCUCAGGCUACAUGGAUAUUGGGAAACUCCUUCAAUGAACUGGAAAUGAGAGAGAUACAAUACAUGGAUUCACUCAUUCCAAUCCGAACGGUAGGUCCUCUUGUUCCCUCGGCUUUCAUAGAGGGAAACAAUCCACAAGAUCAAGAUGUUGGUAUACACCUUUGGAAAGCUGAAAAUUGUAUAGAGUGGCUUAAUACAAAGGAAGCCUCAACUGUCGUAUAUGUUUCCUUUGGCAGUUUAGCUAUCCUUUCAAAAGAGCAAAUCAUAGAGAUAGCCAUUGGGUUGAGGAAUAGUAGGCAUUCCUUUUUGUGGGUGAUUCGUCCAGAUCAGAAGAAUGAAGAAAAUACAAACGUAGAUGAUUUUCUAAAGGAUUUUCUUCAGGAAACUAUAGAUCAAGGGCUAGUUGUGUCAUGGUGUCCACAGAUGGCAGUGCUUAAUCAUCCUUCAGUGGGUAUGUUUGUCACACAUUGUGGAUGGAAUUCUACGUUAGAGAGCCUUUGCUCAGGGUUACCUGUCCUAACUUUUUCUCAAUGGAGCGAUCAAACGACUAAUUCUAAAUAUGUUGAGGAGGUUUGGAAGACCGGGAUAAGAUUGAAUAAAACAACGCAUGGGCUUGUUGGGAGGGAUGAGGUGGAGAAAUCUAUUAAAACAAUUACAGAAAGUGAACAAGGUGUGGAAAUGAGGAAGAAUGCUCUGCAGUGGAAGACAUUAGCAAAAGAUGCAAUGAUGAAAGGUGGAUCUUCUGAUAAGAAUAUCGACUGGUUUAUUCAUGAAGUCAUUGCUACAAUAGCAAUGGCUUGACACAUAGUUAUUGAUCGGUACUCAACUUCCUGUUGAUCAAGAACUCGAAAGUAUGUCAUCUCUUACCAUUUGUGACUUGGAUAAAUUUCAUUUGUACACGUUCAAUUGGAAUUUAUUAGUGCCAGAACGGAUAAGCGCUAGAGAUUUACGAUGAAUGAGAUAAUUCACUUAAUCUAUAUUAGAUUUUUUCAUCUUUUGAUAAAAUGGAAGGUCUAAUAUAAUAUACUGAGAAUCUAUAUUUGAUUGUUGCACACAUUAGAUUAUAGUGGCAUAGUUCUAUAUAAUAAUUGUUCUUAAGAGUGAGAAUAUCCUUCCACUUACUUUGGAAAAAUAAAUUAGUUUAGAAUUUGAAAAACAACCUAACCCGUAAGUUCAAGAAGAAUUAGUGUAUACCCAUAUUGUAAAAUUGAGUUGA
Messenger RNA from Cryptomeria japonica (Japanese cedar), 1931 nucleotides. Its product is annotated as UDP-glycosyltransferase 74E1. Lineage: Eukaryota; Viridiplantae; Streptophyta; Pinopsida; Cupressales; Cupressaceae. Gene Ontology annotation, molecular function: UDP-glycosyltransferase activity. The coding region runs from base 8 to 1516 and encodes 502 amino acids. The record is from RefSeq and is a predicted model, not a curated record. The transcript has 2 exons.